UCAAAUCUGUUAGUCCAUGUAUGUUCCUCAUCCUGAUCAAAAAAAUUCUUGAGAUAGUAAGAGUAUCAAAAAUAAAAAUACACAAUAACAAUAAAAAUAAAAAUAACAAUAAUCAAACAGCCGCACUACUAAAGAAUUGAAAGAUGAACGGGCAAUUAACUAGGGAAUGUGAGCAGAGGAACAUAAUCAUUAGAUCAGGGAGCUACACACCUAGAACCAUAAACGUCAGAUCUUGGUGUAUGGUGUCAUUCUUUAAAUUAAUCGACGACGAGCUAGAUGAUUUCCUUGAGGAUGAUCAGUGCUGCAGGAUUGCCGACAAAUACUUAAUCGCCAUGGUCUUUACGUAUUUUUUGAGGGCUGGGCUGCGGUCAGAUGAAUACACAAGAUCAAAUUUCUUCAUUGCCCUGUAUUUGGCUCAUGAUAUGGAAGAGGAUACAGAUGAGUAUCAAGUGAUGCUUCGUGAUUACAUAGAGCUAGAUGAUGCAGGAUUUGGUUGUACACCCUCCCUAUUCUUUGAAAGGCGUGAUAAACUCUGGGAGAGAAUGCAACAUCGCGCUGUAGUUUCCAAAUCAUGCUGCGACAAGGUGAUGAACAUGAUUAGGCCAUAUCACAAGAUAUGGUCCCGCGAAAGACACGUCAACCAUUCGGGGGCAUCCAGAGUUUCUGAAAGAGAGAAUAUCUCCUGCCCAAAUUGCCCUGCAAUGAUCAUCCCACAGUACUCAAACUCUUCCACCGAGUUCAGUCCGGAAGUAGUUUUCAAUUUUCUAAGACCAAGGACACUGAACAGUCGGAUACUGAAUCAGCAUUAUGCUUUUGAUUUUGAGUAGACGGAAGUG
Messenger RNA from Athalia rosae (coleseed sawfly), 836 nucleotides. RefSeq names its product speedy protein A-like. NCBI's taxonomy places the organism in Eukaryota, Metazoa, Arthropoda, Insecta, Hymenoptera, Athaliidae. Gene Ontology annotation, biological process: positive regulation of cyclin-dependent protein serine/threonine kinase activity. Bases 144 to 827 code for a protein of 227 amino acids. The transcript has 4 exons. Gene Ontology annotation, molecular function: protein kinase binding. The record is from RefSeq and is a predicted model, not a curated record.